AUGACACCGUUGUGGAACCAGCGACCAGGGCGAGAUCCACCAAAACCUCGAUGGGGACGAGAUCAAAGGAUUAAACUGCCUAAAUGCCCAAAUGCUACCCCCCAGCAACCUCUGCCCUCUUAUCUACCCAGAAUAAGAACCCGAAUGCCCCCCACAGACUUUAGGCCUUUAGAAAGCUCAGUUAUGGGGGUGUGUCACUGGGAGGAAACUGGAGUACCAAGGGCGAGUGGCUACCAUGCCAGGCAUGCAGAAGCAAGCCCAGUGCGCCCACGAAUCGUGACCGUGGUACGGCCAUGUGGACAGGACAGUGUACGUAAAAUCUCACUGCUAUUAAACCGGCGUGCUGUGCAGAAUUUUGAGCAGCUACUGGCGGAUGUUUCUGAAGCACUCGGCUUCCCUUGCUGGAACAACGCUCGGAUAAGGCGCCUCUUCAGCCCUGCUGGCCGAGAGAUCCACAGUCUUGCAGAUUUCUUCCGCUUUGAUCAUGCAUUCCUGGCCUUUGGAAACAGCCGACCAUCACUUGAUGAGAUUCAUGGCGCACUGGAUGAGUUAUAUCCUGAAAACCCUGGCUACUGUGAACAUCUCUUGAGGAUAUGGGAGCGUAUCCUGAGACCCAAGACCACCAAGGCAGAUAGUGGUUUCCAUGAUGAUGAUCCUGUGGCUGAGUUAUCUCUACCUGCUGUAGCUGAUCAACCGGUAAACCAACUGGUAGCCAACAAUUUGCAGCCUGUCGGAGUAAAAGAAAGGCCUAGAGAAAAGGCUAAGAGAGAGAGACAAAGGGCAGAAAGAGAGCUGUGGAGGAGGAAAGGUGAGCUGCAGAAGGAAAACGAGAAGGAGCCAAAGAAGGACGAGAGAAAGAGAGAACCUGUUUACUGCAGGAGCUGUCGAGGAUGUGGCCCACUUUUACCUCCAAUCAAAAGCAAAAUAUGUUCUCAAUCAGACAGGCUAAAUAAGCAUAGUAAUGAAAGUUCUACUUCUCAGAACAUCAGGACUCCUUCAGAAAACUCACCAAAUAGACCGCUGAAAGACAAGCAUGUUGCCAAUAAAAACUCUAGCCCAAUUAAGGACUUGCAGGGUAAUCUACCACCUGAUGGUGCUGAAGUGUCUCUGGAGGACAUUGAGCGUUGCUACAACAUGGGCCGUGUGGUAGGAGAUGGGAACUUUGCGGUGGUAAGGGAGUGCCGUGUUCAUGGCCUGACUGAAGCUUUUGCUAUGAAGAUUGUGGACAAUGCUAAGCUGCAGGGACGUGGCCACAUGAUCCAGAAUGAGAUUACUCUGCUACGCAGUCUGGAACAUCCUCGCCUCAUCCAGUUGUUUCGUUCGCAUCACACAGACAAACAUGUUUACCUGCUGAUGGAGCUGGUAAAUGGUGGAGACCUAUUUGAUGCUAUCUCUCAGAGCGGCAGGUUUAGUGAGACAAGUGCUGCUUGCAUGAUCAGGGACAUCAGCCAGGCUCUGGAAUAUAUCCACAACAAGUGCAUUGCACAUAGAGACAUCAAACCUGAAAACCUAUUGGUCCAGCGCCAUGGCAAUGGCAGUAUGAAUCUGAAGUUGGCUGAUUUUGGAUUAGCCAUGGUAAUAACAGAGCCAGUGUUUACAGUUUGUGGCACACCUACAUAUGUUGCUCCAGAGAUACUUGCUGAGAUAGGUUAUGGCAUUGCAGUAGACGUCUGGGCAAUGGGUGUUAUCCUGUUUGUGCUGUUGAGUGGGUUUCCCCCAUUUUGCAGUCCAGAUCGUAACCAAGAGGAACUGUUCCGUCUCAUCCAGAGGGGAGAGGUCCACUUUCUGACCCCUUACUGGGACAAUGUGUCUGAGGCGGCUAAAGCCCUUGUCAGGGCUCUGCUGGAGGUAGACCCUACAAGGCGAUUGACAGCUAGUCAAACUCUGCAACAUGACUGGCUUCUACAUGUAACAUCGCAAAAGGGCCAUAAGGGAACAACAAAGGCUACUGACCCAAAUACUGAGCGGCACAAUCAGCAAAACCUAAGUAGCCCAGAGGAAAGUGGCAUCAAGGAUACUCACAAACCACAAAUAAUGACAGAGAAAUAUACUGCAGUACAAAUCAACGAUACCAAAAUGAACAAUAAAUGUAAACCAGAUAUUAACGCACAAGACAGAGACCAGCAGACUCAAGAGAGCCAUAAAAUGACAAGUGACAAACCAAAUUCUUCCCAUAACAAAGACAACACCACGACCAGACAAUAUCCCACAGAUCAGCCCAGACCUGAGAGACCAGCAAAGUCAGAAGAAACUGACACAAAACAAGAGUGA
Molecule: messenger RNA, 2271 nt
Organism: Xyrauchen texanus (razorback sucker)
Lineage: Eukaryota; Metazoa; Chordata; Actinopteri; Cypriniformes; Catostomidae
Product: serine/threonine-protein kinase DCLK3-like
Exons: 6
Coding region: 1-2271 (756 amino acids)
Biological process (GO): intracellular signal transduction; protein phosphorylation
Molecular function (GO): ATP binding; protein kinase activity
Source: RefSeq, a predicted model, not a curated record